Coffea eugenioides is the source of this 2764-nucleotide messenger RNA. RefSeq names its product probable inactive histone-lysine N-methyltransferase SUVR2. The coding region runs from base 301 to 2439 and encodes 712 amino acids. Gene Ontology annotation, molecular function: protein binding; zinc ion binding; histone methyltransferase activity. The record is from RefSeq and is a predicted model, not a curated record. The transcript is spliced from 9 exons. NCBI's taxonomy places the organism in Eukaryota, Viridiplantae, Streptophyta, Magnoliopsida, Gentianales, Rubiaceae. Gene Ontology annotation, cellular component: nucleus.
UCAAGCAAGAAUGCUAGCGGCUUUCGUUGCGUCUUAUAUAUCUUCGCUUAUUGGUUCCAUAUGUGCAUAAUUACAUUUAUACAUUGAUAAUGCUGCUUUGCUUUUCCAUCGAAAAAGCCUAGCUGCUUUUCCAGCUGUUCGCUGAAAACUCUGUCCUCCUUCCAGUGGCGAUGGUUCUGAGUUGAUGCUAUAUUUUUUCGACGUGAUUUUCAAGCCUAUGAGUUUGUUACUGGCAUUGGUGGAACCUCGGAGCUGUUGAGCUACAAAAAUUUACUUCUACAGAAACCUUUUGGAGCAGUAAUGGCACAGGAGAGGGAUCCAAGAAUUACAAAGGCUUUCACUGCAAUGAAGAACAUUGGCAUUGCAGCACAAACUGUGAAACCAGUUCUGAAGAGACUGCUGAAAUUGUAUGAUCGGAAUUGGGCACUUAUAGAGGAUGAUAAUUAUCGUACUCUUGCUGAUGCUAUAUUUGAGUAUGAGAAUGAUAAGAUGAUUCAGGAGAAUGCUGCAAUAGUCAAUGAUGGUCUAGAACCUCCACUCAAGAAACUAAAUGUAACUCCACUUGAAGAUCAGACUUCAUCUACAAAGGAUAAUGAAAGCAGAAGAUUAGAUCUUGAAGAGGGUGAAAUACCACUAGAUGCUAAUGAGGAGGAACUGAUGGAUCCAUCUCCAUCAUUUUCAAAAUAUCUUAGGGGACAAUCUCAUUCCCUUGUAUAUGAAACUUCAAUUAAAGACAGAGGAGAUAUUCACAUUUCAACAUUUCAGGACCCAACAGGAGAAAAUGCAGUUACACACAGACAACCAAAUCUGUUCUGUGCUGGUCAGGCAUAUGGGGACCCUAGUUUUGUGCUCGAGAAAAGAGAAAGAAUACGAGAGUACCAUGAUCAGAGGAAUGUGACUAAGCCUACAAGGAAGGAACCUCUUAACUGCUCUUCACAUGUCAGUUUUCCUGCUUCAUAUAUCUGUUCAGGUAAUGGCAAGAAAGCUGAUGCUUCAGCACUGGAAUUGGGGGAUAACUUGCAAUCUACAUAUGAUAUAGCUUCGUCUUCCUGUGGGCAGGUCAAAAUUUCCUUAAAGUGUAAUCAUGCCCUUGGACAAUCUAAAUUUCAGUGGCCAAAUUUAGAUCCACUCGUGAAAUAUACGGAGAGUAAGUAUUUGAGAUCAUACAAAAUAAUUGAUCCAAAGUUCUCUCUGAUUCACUUAUUGAAGGAAUUAUGUGAUAGUUAUAUGGAAUUGACCUCCAACUCUGCUGAUAGAUCUCUGCUUAAUAAAUCUCCUGGUGAUCGCUUCCACCAAACCACAGGAUCUCACCCACAAUGUUUUGAAACACAUAAUCUAGAAAAAGAUAGGAAUAAAAAGGUCAGAAGUUCUGCAUCUUCAAACUCACUCAACCUGGCCGUUCCUCAGCAGCAACGUAUCAGUCAUGAUAGGGGAAGGGCUUUCCAUAAUGUCUAUGACAUAACAAAUGGCAACGAGAAAAUCAGCAUUUCAUUACUAGAUGAAUAUGGCAAUGAGGAUCUUCCAAAUUUUGUUUACAUUCCCCAAAAUAUAAUUUAUCAAAAUGCAUAUGUACAUGCCUCGUUGGCUAGAAUUGCGGAUGAGGACUGCUGUGCAAGCUGUGCAGGGGAUUGUCUUUCAUCUUCUGUUCCUUGUGCAUGUGCUCGUGAUACUGGAGGUGACUUUGCUUAUACACGAGAAGGGCUCUUGAAAGAAGAAUUUUUAGGAGCUUGUAUAUCCAUGAAUGAAGAACCACACAAGCAUUACCAUUUUUACUGCCCAGACUGCCCAUUAGAGAGGGCCAAGAAUGCUUAUAGGCCUCAAAAGUGCAAAGGCCAUCUAGUCAGGAAAUUUGUUAAAGAAUGCUGGAGAAAAUGCCGAUGCAGCAUGCAGUGUGGAAAUAGAGUUGUACAACGAGGUAUAACCCGCAAAUUACAGGUGUUCUUGACAGAUGAUGGUAAAGGUUGGGGUUUACGAACUCUUGAAGAGCUACCUAAGGGUGCUUUUAUUUGUGAAUAUGUCGGGGAAAUCUUGACUAACAUGGAAUUGUAUGAGAGGAAUAACCAAAGCAGUAGCAAAGACAGACACACAUAUCCAGUGCUGCUUGAUGCUGAUUGGGGAUCAGAAGGAGUAUUAAAGGAUGAAGAUGCACUUUGUUUGGAUGCAACUUACUAUGGAAAUGUUGCAAGAUUUAUAAAUCACAGAUGUUGUGAUGCAAACUUGCUUGACAUUCCGGUUGAAGUGGAGACCCCUGAUCACCACUACUAUCAUCUUGCAUUUUUCACUAGACGGAAGGUGCAUGCAAUGGAAGAGCUUACAUGGGAUUACGGGAUUGAUUUUGAUGAUCAUAAUCAUCCUAUUGAAGCAUUUCGGUGCCGUUGCGGAAGUGCUUAUUGUCGUGAUGGGAAAGGGAAAAGAACUAAACCGAGUAUCUCCAACUGAAGCCGCAUGUUGUUGAGCUGCUGAUGAAUGGUCUCCAGGAAUUUGACUCGUGACUGUUGUUUCUCCAUUUCUAGAUUAGUAAAACACAGCAUCCCCGCCAUUUUUGCAGCUGUUGGUGGAGAAUGUUGGUCCUUAAUGCCUACUCUCUCUCUGGCUUGUUCCUUGCUGGUUUAUGUAGUCUUCAAAAUGAUGUUUGUUAGUCCACCAAGCAGGUUCUUUUUUUCUUUUUCUCUCUUUUCCUUGGGUCAAGUGGAAGCAGUUUUGAACUCCAAAUCUUACACCUGUGGCAUGAAUUUAGACCACGGGUGCAUACAUUAUCAAUAGA